AUGAUCGAUCUCCGAGGAAUUGAGGGUCGGGACAGGUUGUCAAGAGAUGCCCCUGUUGAGUUUUCGACGCCUCAUGAUUGUCAUCUCAGUUUGACUUGCGAAGUUGAUGAUUGCGGCCCAGCCGUGACGCAUUUGUUCAAUGGUUUCAAAGCUAGGCCUUGGGCUCUAUGCUACGCGGGCCUCCAGGAUUUGGCUCGCAGCUGGCACGCUGCAGUUUUAGCGGCCCUGGAGUGUCAGUUGAGCCCAGGGCAGAUGAUGGCAGCGGUGGCGAAUGGCGACAUGAGAUCUUUUCUUCGCCGUGAAGUGGAGACAGUGGCAGCCUCCAUUCCUCAACAAGCUGCAUCUCCACCUGUGCAGCUGAUCAUUCAGAACAGUUCCAGCGUCAGUUCGACUCAGCCAGAACGGGAACAGCUUCCACCGCAGAAGGUACCACAGCAUUUGUGGCAACUUUCAAGACAAGACCUAUCGGAUUUCUGGUCAUCUCCAUUGAACCGAGCAUUUCCGCUGCAUUUGGUGAAGUUUCUCAAUGCUCAUGUUUGUUUUUUUAAACUUUUUAAAUCUGCUUCUCGAGCAAUCUCAAAGUUAUUUCUCAAUUCAUGA
Molecule: messenger RNA, 600 nt
Organism: Cladocopium goreaui
Lineage: Eukaryota; Dinophyceae; Suessiales; Symbiodiniaceae
Source: the annotation of a GenBank genome assembly